AAUGGAAGUUUCACAUGCAUCUUUUCUUUAUCAACAGCGCCCUCUGGCGGACAUCAAUUUAAACUGCCAUACAAAUGAUGGCGGACUGAAUAACAAAACAAAACGAAUAUCGCGACAGUAUUGGGUUUCCUGAUCCUGAUCGAAACUCAAGCUGUUUUACUUUCGCUAAGUCCUACACGCUGCCCUUACCUGUCGUCUUACCUGAACAGAUAUGAGUGAUAUAUUCCUCAGCCCGUUGACCGUCAUAUGUGCCGGAUCCAGCUUUGCCUUCUCUGCACUGUUUUAUAAGCUUUACUCAGAGAAAAAACAAGAAAUACAGAGGUUGAAGGAGAUUCCAAACUUUAAGCCGGAUCAUCACUUGCUCCAAAUUCUGAACGCAUCCCCGCAGAAAAGACUUCAUUAUGUUGCUGUAGAUGGUUUGGUGCAGGCUGAUAGAGAGCCCAUUUCCAGCAAAUAUGUCCCACGGUGUCAUGGUGUUAUACAAAAGAUUACUGUGCAAGAGCAUUGGAAGUACUGGAACUCAGCGCUGAAGUCAUGGGUCUCCAAACAGGUAAACAAGAAGGAGACAACAAACACGGUGCCUUUCAGCCUGGUCCAACCUGGAUCAUACAUCAGUGAGAUCUCUGUCCAUGUGGACUCUCCUCUGGAGGCGUCCGGCGAUUACCUGGAGCGGGUUCACAAACGCCUCAGGCAGGCUAAAGAAGGCCUGAUAGACACUGUUGUCCAGGAGUUCAGCGGGGAGAAGCCCAUCGCUUUAGAGGAAUGUGAGGAGCUUCUGCGGGUUGGGGCGUCCAUCACGGCGUUUGGAGAGAUCGUGCUGGAGCAUGACAAAGUCAUGAAGUUACGACCACCCAGGGACGGCCGCAGCUACAUCCUGAUCGCUAGCGACUACAAGAGCUUCAUUCAGCGACGCGAAAACAGCGCCAGCAUGUGGAAAGGGCUGACGGUGCUGUUCGGCUUCACGGGGGUCUCACUGGUAGCUGGUUUCAUUCAUAGUGGUCUUAAAGACAAGAAGAACUAGUUGAUUGAGUCGUGUGCUACCUCCAAUGACAGAUUAAAUCAAAGUGGUGGUUUUAAAUAUGUUGUGGCUGUCCAUGUAAGUUUGUUUGUUUACUUAAUUUAAAUGUCGUAAUACUGUGAUUUCAAUGCAAUGAUGAUUAAGGAUCAUGAAAUGUAUGCAGCAUUCACAAAACUGUGAUUUCUUUUCUAACGAUUUUUCAGUUGUUUAAGAAUUAUGAAACAUAUGCAACUUAAUAAACAUUACGGGCUCAGAUUUUCAUUGAA
Molecule: messenger RNA, 1284 nt
Organism: Misgurnus anguillicaudatus (oriental weatherfish)
Lineage: Eukaryota; Metazoa; Chordata; Actinopteri; Cypriniformes; Cobitidae
Source: RefSeq, a predicted model, not a curated record